CCCCUAGUCCGCCUGGGUCACCUUGCCCCCGGUCCGCUGUGGGGCCUUGCGCGUGUCCCGCGCCCUGGCGCAGUGGUGGGGCCGUGUGGGUCUUCCGGGUGGCGGCGACUGGGUGUGUGCUUGUCGGGACCCAGACUGCCGGGGAGGAAGGGAAGAGAAAGGAAAGAGGGGUCGCUGGGGUGAGGCGGGUGAGGCGGGUGAGGCGGCUGGUCACACGUGCGGGAAGACGAGGAAGUCCUCUCGGUCUGUCCUCUGUGCCUUUUGGCCUUUCGGAGAUCCGAGGCACCUUUGACGCCCUGCCCUCAGGCAGGUGGACCACAGGUGGAAGGGUUGAGGCCAGAAGGUAGCCCUGCUGAAGCGACUUUAAGGAAGGCUGAGUAGAGAAACCAGUGAGUAGUACCGGAAGCUGGCGGUGACUAGAUUUUCAGUGACACAGCAAAUUUAGGGAAACUUGGCAAAUUUGUUUUGUGCUUGAUGAACUCUAGGGCUGACUGCACAAACUUAAGAAUGUCAUACCCAGGCUAUCCUCCUAAAGGCUACCCACCUUUCCCUGGAUAUCCUCCUGCAGGUCAGGAAUCAUCUUUUCCCCCUCCAGGCCAGUAUCCUUAUCCUAGCGGCUUUCCUCCAAUGGGAGGAGGUGCUUACCCACAAGUGCCAAGUAGUGCCUACCCAGGAGCUGGAGGCUACCCUGCACCUGGAGGUUAUCCAGCCCCUGGAGGCUAUCCUGGUGCCCCACAGCCAGGGGGAGCACCAUCCUAUCCUGGAGUUCCUCCAGGCCAAGGAUUUGGAGUCCCUCCAGGUGGAGCAGGCUUUUCUGGCUAUCCACAGCCACCCUCACAGUCUUAUGGUGGUGGUCCAACACAGGUCCCACUACCUGGUGGCUUUCCUGGAGGACAGUAUCCUGGAGGACAAGCUCCUUACCCUAGUCAGAUCAAUACAGAGUCCUUUCCUUCCUGUCCUGUUUUCUCUCCUGUUUCUUUGGAUUAUAGCAGUGAACCUGCUGCAAUGACUCAGGGCACUCAAGGAACAAUCAGACCAGCUGCCAACUUUGAUGCUAUGAGAGAUGCAGAAAUUCUCCGUAAAGCAAUGAAGGGUUUUGGGACAGACGAGCAAGCAAUUGUGGAUGUUGUGGCCAACCGUUCCAGUGAUCAGAGGCAAAAAAUUAAAGCAGCUUUUAAGACCAUGUAUGGCAAGGACUUAAUGAAAGAUCUCAAAUCAGAGUUAAGUGGAAAUAUGGAAGAAUUAAUCCUUGCCCUGUUCAUGCCAUCUACAUAUUAUGAUGCCUGGAGUUUACGGAAUGCAAUGCAGGGAGCAGGAACUCAGGAACGUGUAUUGAUUGAGAUUUUGUGCACAAGAACAAAUCAGGAAAUCCGAGAAAUCGUCAGAUGUUAUCAAUCAGAGUUUGGACGAGAUCUUGAAAAAGACGUUAGGUCAGAUACAUCGGGGCAUUUUGAACGUUUACUUGUAUCUAUGUGCCAGGGAAACCGUGAUGAGAACCAGAGUGUAAACCACCAGAUGGCUCAGGAAGAUGCUCAGCGACUCUAUCAAGCUGGUGAAGGAAGGCUAGGGACAGAUGAAUCUUGCUUUAACAUGAUCCUUGCCACAAGAAGCUUUCCUCAGCUGAAAGCUACCAUGGAGGCUUAUUCUAGGAUGGCUAACCGAGAUUUGUUAAGCAGUGUGGGCCGUGAAUUUUCCGGAUAUGUUGAAAGUGGUUUGAAGGCCAUCUUGCAGUGUGCCCUGAACCGUCCUGCUUUCUUUGCUGAGAGGCUCUACUAUUCCAUGAAAGGUGCUGGCACAGAUGACUCCACCCUGAUCAGGAUUGUGGUCACUCGAAGUGAGAUUGAUCUUGUGCAGAUAAAACAGAUGUUUACUCAGAUGUAUCAGAAGACGCUGGGCACAAUGAUUUCAAGUGACACAAGUGGAGAUUAUCGAAGGCUUCUUUUGGCCAUUGUGGGCCAGUAGGAAGGAUGUUGUUUUUUCUUUUUUUUUUUCCACAUGAGUGAAGCUAUUCAUAGCUUAUCCUUCAAAGCAGUGACUGACCUGCAUGCAGCAGUAUCAACCAUCACCUAACUGAAAAAGCUUUUUACUAAGGACUGUGUCAGGGUAAUGUGCUUGGUUUGCACAUGUUGUUAUUGCCUUAAUUCUAAUGUUUUUUUGUUCUCUUUAUACAAUCAGUAUAAGGCUAUAUGACAGUGAUGUAGUAAUAUCACAAUGUUUGUAAAGCUUCAUUCUCACUAAUCUUGUUCUAAUCAGGAUGUUAAAUUGAAUAAAAGUAACAACAAUCUCUAA
Molecule: messenger RNA, 2289 nt
Organism: Nycticebus coucang (slow loris)
Lineage: Eukaryota; Metazoa; Chordata; Mammalia; Primates; Lorisidae
Gene: ANXA7
Product: annexin A7
Exons: 14
Coding region: 475-1962 (495 amino acids)
Cellular component (GO): cytoplasm
Molecular function (GO): calcium ion binding; calcium-dependent phospholipid binding
Source: RefSeq, a predicted model, not a curated record